CUGUAACACUCUGUUAAGCUUAGCACAGGGUACAGAGAUACAGUACAGCUAAACUGUAUUAAAAAAAAAAGCAAAGUCCAGUCCAUUAAGUUGUUUUUGUACAUGUUUUAUAAUAAUUAAAAAAAACCCUUUUUUUUAGUGGCAUCAGUUCACAUUGGAGCUACGUGGAAGCAGACUGAAGUUUAGGUGGAUAUUCCUUUACAGGUUUAUGGUGUUAGUUGAGAGGGCUGGACUUAUCACAGUACUGAGUGACCUGACUGGACGAAGGAUCAGUGUAGCACACAGAAACGCAGACGCCCUGUUGGAGCCUCAUCUUCAGCUCUGUGGUACAGUACAUGUCUUCUCUCUGUUCUGUUGCUUUGAGCAGUGGGUGUGCUAUUCCAUUCAAAAUGGCCUGAUACAGUUUAACACUAAACGCUCCAAAACUGCCUGUGGUUUUUGGAUGGCAAAGAUGGAGCGAUGCUGCGUUUCUAAAACACAAAGGCAGUUCAACCCCAGUUAAGAAAAAGUACCCUGUGCUUGGAGCAAAACAAUGGAAAGCUGGGUUCUCGAGGGAGACAGCUACUCAUUCCUCCGCAGUGCACCACGUAACUUCAACCUGCAGCACCUGGAUGGGCCCAAUCGUGUGGAGAUAUUUGACAUCACUAGUAUUCCCAGCCAUCGUAGCGCCAUAUCUGAAACAACUUGCCUUUGUGACAUUUUUGGGGAUGACUGUGAGUCUCCGUCUCUCUCCAGCAGCCCGGCCUCUGCCUCUUUUCUGAAAAAGGAUGUGGAUGAGCAAUUACCAGUAGAAGAUGUCAACGAUUCAUCAGGUUCUUACCAUACAGCUAAUGGUUCGGAGCAUUUGAGUGAUGGGAGUGACACAUUUGAGGACUCAAAAGACACAAAAGAUUUAAUUUUAUCUGACACUGGGGAAUCAAAAACACCAGCAAGUGAUUUAACCUUGCCAAAUGACAAAAGUGAAGUUACCUCUGUAAAUGGCUCACCCAAGCCAACAGGAAACUGGCAAGAAUCUUUGUCUCAGGACACCAGCCUAGUGCAAGAUGAAAAUUUAUCUGACCAGCAGCAAGUAACGUCAACGUCUGAAUUUAGAGACACUAAUAUUAGAGUAACUGGUUCCUCACAGGAGAUAAUCUCUCCUGACCUCUUAUCUGAAAACAAGGGUAUUAGAGACCAGAGUCAUGCUACCUCGUCUUCAACAGAGGAGAUAAUUACUCCUGAUCUCAGGAGUAUAACGAAGCAGAGGGAUGCUUUUUCAUCUGAGCAAAAGGAAAAUCAUUCAACACAGAAGAUAAUCACACCUGAAUUCUCACCUGAAAACGGGGGUUUAACAGAGCAGACUACCACAUCUGAGGUAAGAGAAACUGAUUCAACACAUUAUAAACAGAGAGAAAGCACAUUUUCAGAAAACCAAGAUUCAGCUGAGUCUUUUAGUAACUUGGCAUCAGAAGAUUCUCCUAAGGAGAAUAAUGCUCUAGGCUGCUCUGGUGAGGAAGAAGAAAAAAUCUCUUUACCUGAUAUUUUACCUAAAGAAAACAUCUCAUUUGUUCGUGAAACAGUAAAAAGUGACCCUUCUGUUGCUCUAACUAACUUUUCAAAUGAUGGCAGUGACUUUACUCCUGUCCAGAAGACAGCUUCUGAUCCUUAUGCAAAAGAUGGAACACAUGAUCUGAGAGAAAUGUCAGCUCCACUGGAACAUGAAGUUGUACCAAAUAAAUCGUCAUGCAUAGGUACAUUUCAAGCAGGACCGUCAGAUUUGGAAGACCCUAACACUGUACCUCCACCUACUUAUGUUGAGGAUAACACAGAAAUAGAUGUAGCAUCUAUGCCUCAACACUUCAAUAUUUCUUCUGAAACAAGAGAAACAGUAAUCUUACAUGAGCAUAGAACUUUGUCAUCCUUUUCAGACACAACAGAAGGACUGAUACCAUGUGUGAUUAGUGAGUUAUGCUCACCCUCUGGUUCUUCAGUGGAUGUUAACUCCUCAGAGCCACCAAUAAUAAUAAACUCACCUGUGGGUUUUACUAUCUGCCCUUCACCAGAACCUGAGAACAACAUUUGGUCAGCUGGACCAGAAGAUUUAGCGUUCACACAUGAGAGCCCAGAAAGUGAUUUCAGACUUACACCUACAGACAACUUUUCUGUUUCUUCAUUUGAUUCCAAUCUAUUCCCUACACCUGAGCCAAGAAGCAUUACUUCUACACCAGAAAACAGACAAAAUGUCUUUAUAUGUGAAUUGAGUCCUGCAGCUUCUUCACUUGAACUGAGGUCUGCAAGUUGUUCUCCUGAAUGUAAAAUAAUGACAUGUAGCUCCCUGAAGCAACACUCAAAGUCACCUCAAAUUGAGAAAAAAGUACCCCAAAAUGACUUUUCAUCCCAAAAUGAGAUCCUAGCACAAACCCAUGAUGCAGAGGGAAUAAUACAUGCAGAAAGUUUUAUGUCAACUACACUUCCUACAAAGGAAGUUGCAGACGUGACUAUUCCAACUACCUACAACCUUUCAUCAGCACAGGGAGGCAUAUCUAGUCCAUCAACAACUUUGCCAAGAGAUACCAUGUCCCCUGAUAAAAAGGGAACAAGAUCUACUGAAAGCCCUACAUCAGAUAUACUUCCCACAAAUAUGGCUAUCUUCUCUAACCUUUCAUCAACGGACAGGUGCAUAAUUAGUCCACAUUCAACUAUAAGUAUACCGAGAGGUACAGAGUCUCCUGAUGUACAUGAAAUAAGAUCUGUGGAAAGUUCUAUUUCACCCGUACCUCCCAUAAAUGAGACAAUGGUCAUGGCCAUCUCACCUGUCUCCAACCUUUCAUCAACAGAAGGAGGCAUAUCUAGAUCACCAUCAACUUUAUGUAUACCAAGAGACACAGCAUCUCCUGAUGUAGUGGGAACAAGAUCCACUGAAAGCUCUACGUCAACUACACUUCCCAGAAAGGAUAUUGAAAAUGUGGUCAGCUCACCCAUUUUACAGCCUUCAUCAAAAGAGAGAGUCAUAUCUAGACCACCAUCAAAUUUAAGUGCACCUAGCGACACAGCAUCUCCUGACGUAGAUGGAAUAAGAUGUGUGAAAAGUCCUGCAUCAACUACAAUUCUCACAAAUGAGAUUACAAUUAUGGCUAUCUCGCCCCUCCCCAACCAUUCGCCAACAGCAUCACAUUUAAGUAUACCAAGAAAUACAGUGUCCCCUGAUGUAGAGGGAAUAAGAUAUGCUCAAAGCUCUAUAUCAACUAUGCUUCCCAUACAGGAGAUUGAAAAUGUGGUCGUCACACCAAUUACACACCUUUCAUCAACAGAGGGAGGUAUAUCUAGAUCAGCAUCAACUUUAAGUAUACCAAGAGAUACUAUGUCUCCUGAUGUAGUGGAAACAAGUUGUGUGGAAAGGUCUGUGUCAACCAUACCUCCCACAAAUGAGACUACAAAUAUGGCCAUUUCACCCAUCUCCAACUGUUCUUCAACAGAGGGAGGCAUAUCUAGACCAUCAUCAACUUUAAGUAUACCAAGAAAUACAGUAUCUCCUGAUAUAGAUGGAAUAAGAUGCAUGGAAAUUCCUACGUCAACUACAGUUCUCACAAAUGAGAUGACAAAUAUGGCCAACUCAUCCAUCAACCUUUCAUUAACAGGAGGCAUAUCUAGACCACCAUCAAAUUUAAGUAUACCAGGAGAUACCAUAUGCCUUGAUGUAGAGGAAACAAAAUACAUAGAACAAUCAAAUGAGAUUCCCACAAAUGAGACUACAAAAAUGGCAAUUUCACCCAUCUCCAAUCAUUCAACAACAGAGGGAGGCAUAUCUAGGCCACCAUCAACUUCAGGUAUAUCAAGACAUACAGCUUCUACUGAUGUGCAUGGAUUAAGAUGUAUAGAAAGUCCUACAUCAACCAUACUUCCAACAAAUGAAGCUCCAAAUAUGGGCAUCUCACCUGUCUUCAAUAUUUCACCAACUGAGGGAGGCCUAUCUAACCCACUAUCAACUUUAAGUAUACCAGGAGUUACCAUGUCCCCUGAUGUAGUGAGGAUUCCCACAAAUGACAUUACAAAUAUGGCCAACUCAUUCAGCUCCAACCUUUCAUCAACAGAGGGAGGCAUAUCUAGACCAUCAUCAACUUUAAGUAUACCAAGAGAUACUAUGUCCCCUGAUGUAGAAGGAACAAGAUACGCUGAAAGAUCAAAUGAGAUUCCCACAAAUGAGAAUAAAAAUAUGGCUUUAUCCAUCUCCAACCUUACAACACCCUCAAAUAUACUAACAGAUAUAGUGUCUUCCCCUAAAGUGAGACAUCAAAGAUCAGCUGACAGACUUAAUGAUAAUAUACCAGCACCAGAAAUGUCCAUACCUCUGAAAUACACAGAUAAUCACCUUUCAACCACAGUCAGUGAGAAGGUGGAUCUUCCAUUAAUGGUACCCUUUGAUGUAGGUCAAAUAGAUGAUACUGGCUACAAAAUGCCAAUUAAAAGCUGCAGUCUACCUCAGAAUGAUUGCACAGACAUUGCUUCAGUACCUUGCAGCCAAACUGAUAAAAUAAGUGAUUCAUCACCUGAGCCACCCACUCCCAAAUUAUCUGUAAAACAAAUAAAAGAAAGUUGGGAAAGGAUGAAUGAGAGCAUUUUAAAUUCUCUGAAUCCAUGGCAAACAUCCAAGAAGAUUUUAACAGUGCCUGCUGCAAAGGAAGCAAAGGAAGGCAAUGACAGUGGAAGAGAAAUGUUGGAAAGAGAAUCAGCAGGUAGUGAGAAAACAUUUGGGCAGAUGGCUAUGAGACCUGGGGAAAGCCCCAGUGUUUUACAUAGUAACAAUCAUAGCAUGUAUGAAGGACAGUCAUGCAGGAACAAGGGGUGGAGUGGGGAAAGGGUGAUACAGGAGGAGCAUACAUUAGGAAAAGGGGUGGGGAAUAUAGCAGAGGAUAGUUACAGAGGGGAACAGGUUGAGCUGUCAUUCAGUACCAGGAAUAGAAAAGGGCCUGCAAUCCACAGCCCUGCUCCCUCAAGCCGAGACCCAAAGUCUGGAAUUCCACCUCGCUAUUUUGAGUCUCCCCUGGCAACUCGGCGGCAACAGAGACUUUUCAGAGCACAGAACUUGCAAAAAGAGAACAAGACUGGUGCCAGGAGGAUCCGAUCGACUUCUCAAAGCAAUUACAGUGGUGCUGGUCGUCUUUCUUCAGAAUGUACUAGCGACACUUCCAGUAUGGGAAGUGAAUUUGAUGACGCAGACAGUGAGGUAAAGUGGUUCACAGACCAGGCCUUCAGGAGCCUAUCUAGCCCUCAGGUGGACUACUUGGAUGUCUAUAACUCAAGCCGUGGGUCAUCUGCAAAUGUUUCACAGCCUUCUACAGUCAACAGUCCAGGUUCUGCUACAUGGAUUUCCUAUGCAGAUUUGCAUGACUCGUUACAUGAAAAUGAUGAUGUCUUAUGUCAUACUUCUUCUUUUAUACCUCACGGUACACUAGACCCAGCAAAGCGUUUUGAGAUGGGUAGUUUUGAAUGUGUGGAUGUAGAAGUGGAAAGCAAGGAGGAAACCAGGAGAGGAAAAAGGACUGUCCCAAAAAGACAAAUCCAAUUUAAGAGACGCAACUUUGAUGAACUAAAGUCUACUGAGAAUGAAGGAAAAGCUAUGGAUUCACUGUCCAUACAGACCUGUUCAAGGGACACAUUUGUUCGUCAACAUAGCACCCCAGCAUCAAUGCAGGAAGAUCUGGUUCAAGGUGAACAUGAAAUUCAAAGUGGUAAGAAGGUGCUCCAGAAGUCUGCAUCGUUAGAUGAAAGUUCACACAAGAGUAAAAUGGCUUGCAGCGUUAUCAAGAGUGUUCUUUCAAAGAAAAUGGACACUGCUACCAAAGAAUCUUCAAAAAGUGAACCAUGUGAGAAUAAAAAGAAACACAUUGAUAUUCUCUCUGCAGGAGAAUCAAGUAAUGCAGAGAGGCAGAGUUCCAGCCUACCCUCUGAAUGCGGUUUGUCCUCUGAGGACUUUGCAGACAAAGAGGAAAGAACCCCUCAUCCUCAGAAGAGAAGCUGCAGGCCCAAGGUUCCCCCCAAGCCAGUCUUCAAAGCUAACUGUUUUCCUCCGAACAACAAUCCUGCAGGUGUUGCAUUUCAGGGUAAAACCUUAGUGAAGGAUCAGAUAAGACCCAUAAUGGUUGAUGCCUUUGAAAGCAAAAUAUCUAAGAAACAAACCUUUAGGAACAGUGAGAAGGAGGCAAGUAAGGUGGGAGACGAAUACAGCAGUGACUCAGGAAGUGCCAUUAACUGGACCCCAAACUGUACUGCAAUUUGUGUUGCAAGCACACGGAGCAGAAUGACAAACAGUGACAACAAACACCCCAUGACACCGGAAACCCAUAAACAACAGGAGGGCAGCAGCAGUAUGUUCUUGUCAAAAACCCCUGAAAUCACUCUCAAGCCGUGUACCAUCAAGGAUAAAAAUAAGUCUUCCUUGAAGACAUCUCUUUGUCCUGAACUGGAAAUAUCCAAAGACACCAUAUGUGAACCUCAGUUAGAGGAAAAACUUGAAGAGCAAAUGAGAUUCAAAACAGAGGUUGAGGCAGACACUGAAGAGGAUAAUGAACAAAACAAAGCAAAAUCUGUUAUACAUAAAGUAAGGGAUGUCAGGAAGCUGGUAAAGAACACCUACAACCUGUCCUUCAAAGCCUCAAAUACCACUCAAAAUGUAGAGGAUAUAGUGCCUGAAAAAAAGAAAGAAAUGAAACCAGAAUAUCCUCAUCCUUUGCAUAUUGAAUGCAGAGCUAUCAGCUGGAAAGACAAGACAGCAUCUUGCAAUAAAUCUACCACCCAACAAGAUGUAGCACAUACUGGUGACAAAUCAAAGAUGCCACAGACGGAUUCACCAGUAAAAAAUGAUGUAGGUAUUACAAAAAUAACAACCAAGGCAUCCUUGCCAAACAUUCAACAUUCUGAUGUGGAUUUGUCUGUUGGUUUGGAUAAAUGCAACAACAUAUCAAAAUCUAGUAACUGUGAACAGAGUACAAAACUAGAAAUGCCUUCUAGGCCACCAAGUAAGGAAAUAUCAACAUUAGUAUUUCUGCAGGAUGGCACACCGAAGUCUAUGCAGAAGCCUACAAGCCCUGCUUCCCCCGAUGUAAAAACUGCUAACAGUAGCCAUUCUGUAUCGAUGCUACGGAAAGAAAAGGGGAUGCAAGCUGACAUUGGGGUUUGUGAUGUCCUGAGUGAAGGAGUGGAUGCUAAACCUAAGCAUAUCAACAGGCUAGAGGUACCCUUGCAGACCUAUGCAUCAGAGGGAACCUCAAGUGAAUUCCAGAAAGUGAAAAAAGAAGAUGCUGAUUUUCCUCCUGAACAGAAGACAUCCCUAAACAGUGGUCUACAGACAAGUGAAGGUUCCUUGCAGGUUAGGAGUUCUCCAAAGCCUAUGGAAGUGAGAGUACUUCCCAGUGGAAAAGGAGGAGACAACCAGAGUCAAGGAGAUUUGUUACAACCUCCAAAAGAACAAGAGAUCACAGUUGCAGCAUCAAGCAAGGCAGAGGUAAGAGCAUUUUCUAGCAACACAAAAAUUCAUGCAAUGCCAGUAACAACAUCUAAAGAGAUCGAGUUACCCAUUCAAGUGAGGUCGAUAUCCAGUGACAGACCCAAACCAUCUGUGCUGCCUAAACCAAGCUUUAAACAGCCAUUUGCAGAAAUUAGGUCAACAUCAACCGACUUUCCUAAAACAGACAUCACACCAACAACAUCUAUUUUAAAAGAGCAAACACAUAUAAAGAGUGAUGUUAAAAUAAUUGAGACAUCAGCAACAGUGAUACACAAUGAGCAAUCCACCAACACUGCAUCAAGCAAUACCAAAACAUUAGCUGUGUCAGCUGUGUCCAGCCACAAACCUCAAACUAUCCCAGUUACAACAAUGUCAAGUUCUGCACAGAAAUCAACAGCCACUACAGGCAGGCCAGAGGUAUCUUUCACUUCGAUGCCAAACUCCAGCAACCGGCAACAGCAGAACAUUCAAGAACAGAUGAUACCAGCAACUUCUUAUGCAUCUGAUCAUCAAACCUUACCAGUAAUUUCACAAGCCAAUACCUACAUGCAGCCUACAAUGACAACAUCGUCUAACAACCAGUUACAUACAGACGACUUUCAUUUCCCUACAUCAGAUGAUCCACCCAGCUAUGAUGAGCGAGAAAGUUUUAGCCCAUUGCAGCUUUCUGAUUUGCCCCCAAGGAGGCCGAACAGAUACCAUCCUACCACCAAACAUUCUCUUUGCUCCUGUACAUCAUGUACCCACCCUCAAUUUGGCCAGCCCUACCAUGGCUCGCAAAACCAGACACCACCAGCCCCUCGUUCACCAGGUCAGGUGAUUUCAUACCCAGGAGCACCACCACAGGCCCAGGUCCGUCCUCAUCAGUGCAGACCAGAUGUCCAACCCUCAAAUUACCCAUCUGUCUCACCGAAAACUACAGUACAACAGGCUCCAGCCAUGAUUCAGCCCAUGCACCACUCCCAUACUUGCCCUGCACCAGCCAUACAGCCCUAUGGUAAUGAGCAACAGCAACCUUCUACUCAGCACAUGGACAGACGUUCAGGUAAUCAACGUUCACCACAAGCUCCAGGUGGGGCAGCUUAUCAGGAACACAGUCGUUCACCUAAUAUAGCUGCUCUGGACCCUAGAUCCCAGUUUUUUAAUCCACAAGAGCUACCACCAGCUUUUGGUCAUGAAUAUGGAAGUGAUGGUCCUGGGGGUGGAGGUGUGUUAUACCCAGAAAAUGCAAGUGGGCUUGGGUUUGGUCAAGGUCCCCGUCGUGUACUUCUAGAUCCUGAAACUGGGAAGUAUUUCUACAUUGAAGUGCCAAUGCAGCCACUUAGAAAAAUGCUGUUUGAUCCAGAAAUUGGCCAAUAUGUGGAGGUUCUCAUACCACAGCAGGCCAUGUCCAAUUCUAGUAUGUAUCCUCCAACUACUGCUCCAUACCAGGGUCCAUACCAUGGUCAAGGGUUAUAUGCAUCCCAGUACCUUCCCUAUGCAAUGCCACCCCAUCCUCAGUCUGCCCAGCAACCACGACAUCCAGAGCCCUCUGUCCCGACAUCACUCCAUCAAACCACCAUGGGAUAUGGAAGCUCAGCAAGCCAGGCGCCAAAAUCAGAUGUAAAAGGACAUCCAUCGCUGGAUCAGAGCUAUUUAGAGAGCAUGUAUUACAUUCCUACCGGGAUGAAUGCAAGCCCAAAUUCUACCCCUUCAGACUGCUACCACAAACCAGCAACAAAUAUGCCUGCUGCUGGUGGCAGGAGGGCAUGACAUAGUCCUAGAUUUUGCAUUUGUAGUGUGUGGUGCUAUGCAAGCUUUUAGAGUAAUGAGCUUGCGAUAGAUUACGCCCAGUAAAACUAUUCCAAAAUCAAGGCCAAUGUAAAAAUACCAACAGUACUGUAUAAAACAAUGUACACUGUUCAAGAAUAUUAGCAUGUCCUUCUUUCUAGCCCAAAAUCCUUCUCAAUCUAUACAUCAAAAUUAGUCCAGCUGUGGAAGAAUUUUUUAAAAAAAAAUUUGUUAUAUGAUCCUUACAGAGGUGCUUUGGGUUUUUGAAAAGCUAAUGCUAAAAAGAAAUAUUUGGUAAGCCUAUUUCCAAUGCUUGUCAUCACUCCAUUUGACUGAGCUGGUGACAUAGCUAUGUUGUGUUUCUUUCCAAACAUGACAUGUCAGUAUGUUUCAUCAUAGUAAUGACCCUGUUAAAAAGAGUUUUGUUGCAUGUCAAUAUCUGGUAUAUUUGCAUUUUAGUGCACUAUGAGCCCAUAGAAAACAUUUUACUGACCUUGGGGAAUUAUAAUAACUUCAUUAGCAUUAUUAUUAGCACCUAUUUCACACCAACUAUCCCAGGUGCAGUCCAGGCAUGUUUCUGAAUUUGUAUAUAUCAAUUCGAAAUUUAAAUAUUUAUACUAAAACAUAAUCCACUUUAAGUGAACCAUUAAAGCAUAUGGAAAUAUGUAGGCCAAUUGAUAAAUGAUUAAAUGUUAUACAAAGUACAGAUACUUUUCUAAUGAUAAAAGCUUACCAAAUGUUAUUUUUUCACACAGGUUUACCAAAUUAAAGGUAUUUGUUCACCACUACAA
Pangasianodon hypophthalmus (striped catfish) is the source of this 10044-nucleotide messenger RNA. RefSeq lists its product as uncharacterized. Gene Ontology annotation, cellular component: nucleoplasm. The transcript is spliced from 2 exons. Lineage: Eukaryota; Metazoa; Chordata; Actinopteri; Siluriformes; Pangasiidae. Bases 533 to 9235 code for a protein of 2900 amino acids. The record is from RefSeq and is a predicted model, not a curated record.